This is a messenger RNA of Serendipita indica DSM 11827, 843 nucleotides long. NCBI's taxonomy places the organism in Eukaryota, Fungi, Basidiomycota, Agaricomycetes, Sebacinales, Serendipitaceae. The record is from the annotation of a GenBank genome assembly.
AUGAAGACCAUCGCUCGUCGUAUGUUCCUCGGGGGUUAUAUGCUCAACGGACACUAUGUUCCUACAAUGGAAGAGCUCAUAGAGUAUCAAGCAAUGCGUGGUGAUCGCUAUGCAGAUAGCGUCAAGUAUGGCUAUGGCACCGUCUGGUUUUGCCUUGCGACUCUCGCCGUCUUCUUUGUGGCACGCUGGCUCAAAGUAAUCACUUUGUGGGCGAGGGUCAAUCGGACUCCACAGGUCGUGCCAAAGAAGCUCCUUGCCCUUCUGCGUCUAUUCUCCUAUCCGCGUCUACCGUACUCGGUUUCCCGCAUCGUGAAUACUGUAUGGACCAUUGGGUCUUUGGGACCCAACAUUAUGCUGUUCAUCGCACUCUUGUUCACGAGUCUCUACUGCUGGGUCGCCAGGUACUAUUACAGCGCGCCAUUCUAUGGUAGUCCUCCAUUGGCGCUGCGUUCGGAGUGGAUUGCGACUGCCUUGAUCCCGUUCGUCUUCGUCCUCGGAGCCAAGCGAAAUCUCAUCUCCUGGGUCGUCGGCGUCUCUCACGAGAAGCUCCAAGUGUUUCACCAAGGGGUCGCGUUCUUGAUCGUGUACAUGUCUCUUGUCCACACCAUCUCGAUGAUCGUUCAAGCAUGCUCCGAGCUCCCGUUCCGUCAACACUACGUUUCCGAUUAUAUUUGGUGGAGCGGAUUCGCGGCGCUGGGUGCACUCCUCUGGCUGUGGUUGGGAAGCUUGCCAAUGAUUCGGCAUCAUCUCUACGAAGGCUUCUAUCUCUUGCACAUAGCGGCCUCUAUCAUGUUCAUUGGAUUCCUGUACUACCAUGGAUUCGGCCUGCUUGACACCGAGUAA